Drosophila willistoni is the source of this 5096-nucleotide messenger RNA. RefSeq lists its product as uncharacterized. Bases 41 to 4915 code for a protein of 1624 amino acids. NCBI's taxonomy places the organism in Eukaryota, Metazoa, Arthropoda, Insecta, Diptera, Drosophilidae. The record is from RefSeq and is a predicted model, not a curated record. The transcript is spliced from 16 exons.
GCUUAGACAACGGACAACGCUAAAAUUCUACUUGAUAAUAAUGGCAGAGAAUGCAGAACAAGCGCCGAGCAAAAUUCCCGAUUGGAUUAAGGCUAAUCUAUUUGAAGAUGUGCUCAAGUCCACUGUCAAGGGCUAUAAGAAAGUAAAGAGUUUCAAACCUGUUAUAGGAUCAGCGGCAGGUGAAAAUUAUGCCACCAUUAUGUUGCGUGUGGAAAUUGAAGUCGAAUUGGAAGAUGGCAAAAUCAAGCCCGUAUCGUACAUGCUAAAAUUGCCCCAUCAGACGGAAGUGUUUCAGAAAAUGAUGGAGACAACCAAUAUUUUUGAUAUAGAACGCAAUGCGUACCAAAAAAUUGUUCCCGAAUUGGAGGAACUGUAUAAAAAUAAUGGUGUAGAUAUAAAAUUCGGAGCCCAUAGCUAUGAUCUAAAGAAUGCCAAGACAGACUAUGUCUUAUUGGAGGAUCUGCGUCCGUAUGGCUUUAAAAAUGCCAAUCGUUUGGAGGGAUUGGAUCAACAGCAUACCGACAGAGUUCUACAGAAAUUGUCCCAAUGGCAUGCAGCUUCUAUAGUUCGGGUGGCGACCAAGGGUCCGUAUGAAGAAAGUUUGACCAUGGGUUUCUUCAAGGAGGAAAAUCGUCAAAUGAUGGCAGAAAUGAACAAAGCAUUAUCGCAAAUAUUCCUGAAAUGUUGUUCCACCUACGAGGGCAAUGAGACCUACUUGGAGGAUGUUAAACUUCUUCAGCCAAGAAUUACUGACGAGAUAUUCAAAAUGGCUAAAGUCGAUCCUCUGGAGUUGAAUGUGCUAAAUCAUGGGGAUUGUUGGUCAAAUAAUAUUAUGUUUCAAUAUGAUGCAUUUGGCAAGAUUAAGGAGGUCUACCUAGUUGAUUAUCAAAUGCCCAGAUGGGGGACAGUAGCUCAGGAUUUGCUUUACUUCCUUCUCUCCUCCACCAAACUGGAAGAUAAACUAAGCAAGUUUGAUCAAAACAUUAAAUUCUAUCAUGAUAAUCUGGUCGAGCAUCUAAAACUAUUGAAGUACUCAAAACCAUUGCCAACGUUACGCGAUCUACAUUUAUCGCUCUUUAAAUAUGGUUUUUGGGGUUACUGCACGGCUACAGGAGUUAUGGCAGCUGUUCUCUUGGAUCCUACAGAUUCGGCCAGUUUUGAAAAUUUCCUCGGCGAUACGGAAGAAGGCAGCGAUUUCAGAACUCUGAUGUAUUCGAAUGCCCGCUAUCGCAAACAUAUUCAAGCUAUUCUGCCCUGGUUACAUAACCGUGGGGCAUUGGAGACCAGCACACAGGAUGUAGUGAUAAACCAAAAUGAUAAGAAAUUACCCGACUGGAUUAAGACAGAGGUUUUUCAAGAGUUGCUAAAGAAACAAGUCAUUGGCUACAAGGCAACAAAGUCCUUGAGAGCUAGUGCUGGGGCAGCUGCUGGUGAAAAUUAUGCCACAAUAAUGUUUAGGAUUGAAUUUGAUGUGGAACUUAACGAUGAAACACAGAUCACCAAGGCAUUUAUGCUAAAAGCCCCACAUGAAACGGAAAUCUAUCAAAAAUUGCUUCAAAGCCAUAAUUUUUUCGAUAUAGAACGUGGCAUGUAUUUCAAAGUGGUUCCCGAAUUGGAGGAAUUGUAUCAGAAUGUGGGCCAUGAAAUCAAAUUUGGAGCUGAAUGCUAUGAGAUUGACAUUAAGGAUCAUUAUGUGUUGCUUGAGGACCUGAGGCCACGUGGCUUUCGAAAUGUUGAUCGAUUGAAGGGUCUAGACCAGGCUCACACCGAGAGUGUUUUACUUAAAUUGGCCCAAUGGCAUGCAGCAUCGGCGGUACGUGUCGCCUCGAAAGGAUCGUAUGAUGAAAAAUUCACUAAGGGCUUCUUUCGGGACCCAGAAGUCCUGCGCAUGCUAUGCACUAGGAAUCUCCAGAGCCUAUUAAAUUAUAUACAUUUGUAUGAAGGGCAUGAGCAAUAUUUAAACGAAUUGCAAAAUAUCACACCAAAAUUGUUGGAAGUGGUCAUGGAAAUGAGUGAGCCGCAUGAAGAUGACUUUAAUGCCUUGAAUCAUGGUGAUGCUUGGUCCAAUAAUAUAAUGUUUCAAUACAAUGAAAAGAAUGAAUUAAUAAAUACAUAUUUUGUCGAUCUUCAGAUACCCAAAUGGGGUUCGAUUGCGCAGGAUCUUUUGUACUUCUUGCUGUCGUCAACUGAAUUGGAUAUUAAAAUUAGUAAAUUUGAAUAUUUCAUUUCAUUUUAUCACAAAGAAUUGGUGAAGCAACUGACUUUAUUAAAGUAUACAAAAACUUUGCCCACCCUUAAGAGCAUUCAUCAUUCCCUUUACAAAUAUGGCGGUUGGGGAUUGUUUGCCAUUUUGAAUGUGAUGGGCGUUGUACUGCUGGAUUCUGACCCAAAUGCUAAUUUUGAAAGCUUCUUUGAGGACGAUGCGGAACAUAAAUCUAAUUUCAAAAAAUUUACAAUGUCAGCGGCUACAAAUGGUGAGAGUGAGGCGGAAAAUUUUCCCAGUUGGUUGCCAAAUAUUACCUUGGAGAAUGCGGUACGUGCUCAGUUGGGAGACUUUGAGAGGAUUAUAUCCGUAACUCCGAAAUCGGGUAGUUCUGAGGGUGAGAACUAUUCAUCACUCUUUCUGCGACUGCUAUUAGAAGUGGAACUACUUGAUCAUUCAACCAAGGAUAUAUCUUUUGUGUUAAAAGCCCAGCAUAAUAAUGAAGUUAUGGCCGCCAUAAUGGGAAAAUUGAAACUCUUUGAUAAGGAGGAGCAAAUGUAUCAUACGAUAUUGCCAAAGUUUGAGAAACUUUAUGAGAAUGCUGGCAAACCCAUUCAGUUUGCACCAAAAGCCUUUAAGGUGGAUCGCGACUUGGGUGUGGAUUAUAUACUUUUGGAAGAUUUGCAUCGCAAGAACUUCAGGAACGAAAAUCGUUUGACUGGUCUCGAUUUGGAGCAUAUGUUGGCUGUCUUGGAGAAAUUGGCUGCCUUCCAUGCGGCCUCGGCGUGUUAUGUAGAGCAUUACGGACUAUUUGGAGAGGAGUUUACGGUGGGAGUAUUCAGUGAGAAUAAUCGUCAAUUAUUGCAGGAAUUCAAUGCAUCGGGUGCGUUUCUAACUCAACUUAAAAAGUGGAAAAAUGCUGAAAAAAUCUACGAGAAAUUGGCUGAUAGCGAUGACUAUUUAGUAGAUCGCCUGCUUCAAGAUCAACAAUAUAAUGCCCGAGAAUUCAAUGUCUUGAACCAUGGCGAUUGUUGGUCAAAUAAUAUUAUGUUCCAGCAUGAUGCAUUUGGUAAAAUUAAGGAAACUUUAUUUGUGGACUUUCAAGUGGGAAAAUAUGGCAGUCCGGCCAAUGAUCUAUACUAUCUAAUACUUUCGUCGGCUGCAUUGGAGUUGAAAACCAACAAAUUCGAUUAUCUAAUUCGUUAUUAUUUCGAUAACCUAAUCAGUAAUUUGAAACUAUUGGAAUACCAUCGACCCUUGCCAAAGUUAAAAAAUCUGCAUGCAGCUCUAUUUCGUAAUGGUUUGGCUGCCUACAUGGUUGUAUCCAAAGUUCUGCCCGUUGUCAUGUUGGACAAGACAAACAAUGCCAAUUUGGAGAGCUAUAUCAAUGAUGAAUCCAAAAUGAAGGCCGCCAUGUUUACCAAUCACAAAUAUGUUCGAGUAAUGACGGAAGUUUUACCAUGGUUGGACAAUCGCGGACUACUCGACUGGAAGCUGUUCAAGAUGACAAGGCUCAAAAUCCCAGAAUGGGUGACGUCUAUAUCUGUAAACAAUGCAGUAUAUAAAAUCCUGGGUAAAGGUUGCAAGGUGUUGACCGUUUCACCCAAUGUCGAUGAUAUACAAUUUCGAAAUUGUACCAUAUUGCUGCCCAUUAAGGUCAGAGUUCAAUUGAAGGAUCAAACUAUACGGAAAUUAUCCUUUAUAUUGAAGACACAGAACAAUAGGAAAUUUCAGGCCAAGGUCAUGAGUCAAUUGAAGAUGUUCUUUCGCGAGCAUCAAAUGUAUCAUAAUAUUUUGCCCAAAUUGGAGAAACUAUACCAAACGGUGGGCAAGUCAACUAAUUUUGGUCCUCGCGCCUAUCGACUGGAUUAUGGGAUUGGUGUUCAAUAUAUAUUGCUCGAGGACUUGGCGGCACGCGGCUAUAGGAAUAUUGAUCGGAAUGUGGGUUUCGAUGAGGUGUGUUUGAAACAAGUCCUCAAGAAGUUGGCCGAAUUCCAUGCUGCUUCCGCUGUGUAUGUGGAGAAAUUUGGUAUGUUUAGCAAGCUGAUGACCGUGGGCGUGUACUCUAAAGACAAUAAACUGAUACUUCAGGAGUUAAACGAUGCGGAUCCCUUUAUGUCUCAGCUGCGUCGUUGGCGUGUGGGCGGACAAUUUCAUGGAAGGUUAAUCGAGAAGGAGGAGGUGUUAGUUGAUCUUAUGCUAGAGAAUCAUAAAGUAAAGCGAAAUGAGUUCAAUGUGCUCAAUCAUAGCGAUUUGUGGAUGAAUAAUAUUAUGUUCAAAUAUGACGCUUUUGGCUCCAUAGAAGAUACCGCAUUUCUGGACUAUCAGGUGGUCAAAUUUGGAUCACCUGCCAUCGAUCUUUUUUAUACCAUUCUAUCAUCGGCUCAAAUGGAAAUCAAGUUGACAAAAUUUGAUGAUCUGGUACAAUAUUAUUUCUACCAUUUGCUGGAGAAUCUCAAAUAUCUCAAUUAUCAGCAAUCUCUGCCACAACUUUAUGAUAUACAAAAUGCCCUUAAUGCCAAUGGGUUGUCUGCCUAUGUGGUCGUUACCCGGGUUCUACCAAUUGUAAUGAUGAAUAAAUUUGAGGAUGAAACAAAUGACAAUUAUGCCUCAAAAAUGAAAUGCUUAAUGUACACCAAUCGUAAAUAUAUCCAAGCAAUGAACAAUAUUCUUCCCUGGAUGGAUAGUCGAGGGCUUCUCGACUGGCAAUAAUGAAAAUUUGCUUUUGGCUACUUAUUAAGUAUUUAAUAUUACUGGAAACAUAGUAACUUUUUAGAUUUCCAAAACAUGUAAUUCAAGUUUAACUAAUUUUAAUUUAUUUUCUUAUAAAAAAAGCUAAAGAAAAAAAUGGCUAUUAAAAAUGGCAGUGUCUUACAGGCAUAGAAUAAUAUCA